CCCCCAUCUACGGUCUCAUCGGUCUAGGCGGCAUGGGACGGAUGUAUCUGACGGCUUUGCGCGCUGCCCUGCCCUUUGACCAUCCCAUUCUCGUUUGCGAAGCGCCGGACAAGUAUCACGCCUUGGUGCGCGAGUUUGCUGGCACCAGCGUCGUGCCGUUUCCGCAACUAGAAGACAUGGCUCCCAUCUGCGAUUUCAUCCUCAUCUCUGUGCCCACGCACCUCACAAGUACCAUCGUCAAGCAAGUUGCGCCUCACCUCAAGCAUGCGGCGACCAUCUGUGGCCAGACCUCUGUGAAAGGCCCAGAGAUUGCCGCUUUUGAGGGACAUGUGCACAGCACUGCCGAUGGAGGCGCAGGCAGGACCGAUGUAGGCCUCGUCUCGUGCCAUUCCAUGCACGGCCCAGCGCUUGACCCUCGCGGUCAAAGCAUCGUGCUCAUCCGCCAUCGCGCCACCGACCUGCAAUUCUCCAAUUUGGAAUUCAUCGCAGCUGCUCUGGGCUCCAGAGUAUCUUGCAUGGACUACACCAGCCACGACAGGACGGUGGCGAAUACGCAGGUAUUGACGCAUACGAUUCUGCUCAGCAUGGGCACCGCAUGGCGUCGCGCCCACGUCUUGCCAUGGGAAUGCGAACGGUACGAGGGUGGCAUCGAGAACGCCAAGGCGAACUUGACGGCGAGGAUAUUGGGCAACGAUGCAAAGCUGUACGCCGAUUUGGCGUUCGGCAACGAUCAAGCAUUCGCGUUGGUGCACGAGUACAGCGUCAGCGUCGAUCAGAUCUCGCAGCUCCUUCGCAAUGGCCAACGUGCAGAGCUGUUCGACCGCAUGGUAGCAGCUCGCGCCAACUUGUUCCGCAGCCCUUCCGAUACGCUAGAGCUGCUGUUCGAUGAGGAUCUGGACGCAAUGCUUCAGCCAUUUUGCGUUAGCAGAAACGAAAAGGAGGAUGUAGCCGAGAACUCUCAGCUCUCGCUCCUGGCCCUUGCAGACGUGUGGGCGCGCCUAGACAUCGACCCUCACGCUGAUCACGUGGCGGCAGCUACGCCGCUGUCCAUGUUGCUCCUCGGCCUCGUAGAGGUCCAUCUGGCGACGCCCGACGUGAUGCGCCGCAAUGUCGACGCCGCCAUCGCCUCGCACCAAGCUGCCAGCAUCCUGCACGACGACACCAGCUUCGCGCUCGCGACGCGGCGCUGGGCGCACUGCAUCGCUAAGAAGGACCGCGAGCUCUAUAUCAACAACUUCCAGUACUGCGCGAGGUUCUUCUCCUCGCGACUAGACUCUCUACGCACGGUCGGCGAUCAGAUGUUGAAGCGAGCAGUACCCAAAGCAGUCAAGCGUCCAGCGCACAGAUUCCUGCCCUCGCGAUCGCUCGAGUCGACCCUAGCAAAGUGAUGUGUUGCGUAUCAUGGGGCCUGGCCAAGGAUCGCUCUUGUCGCGGCACGCGCACAACCUCACGC
Ceraceosorus guamensis is the source of this 1453-nucleotide messenger RNA. RefSeq lists its product as hypothetical. The coding region runs from base 33 to 1388 and encodes 451 amino acids. The record is from RefSeq and is a predicted model, not a curated record. Lineage: Eukaryota; Fungi; Basidiomycota; Exobasidiomycetes; Ceraceosorales; Ceraceosoraceae. Gene Ontology annotation, biological process: L-tyrosine biosynthetic process. Gene Ontology annotation, molecular function: prephenate dehydrogenase (NAD+) activity; prephenate dehydrogenase (NADP+) activity; NAD+ binding. The transcript has 4 exons.